AUGGGAUCCUCCAGACCUGGCCUCAGAUUGGAUUAUGCAAAUGCAGGCGAUGGUCCCCAAUACCGCUACAAUGGAGGCGGCCAUAUAAUGGAGCGGAAUGGGCGUGGUUUGGGCUAUUCUUGCACGGGCCCCAAUCACCUGGGGGUCAAGGUUGCUAACGGGACGGCUCAUUGUGAUCUUGGGGCGCUCUGGAGGAAAGGUUAUUCUGGGCUAGGAGAGAGCGAGCCAGAAAAAAACAGUCUACGAGUCUCUGAGAGAAAACAUUUUUCUCUUUUUUUUUCGUUUAAUGGCUCAAUGGAUUACGGGAAACCUUCCUCUCUAA
Messenger RNA from Nezara viridula (southern green stink bug), 322 nucleotides. The record is from the annotation of a GenBank genome assembly. NCBI's taxonomy places the organism in Eukaryota, Metazoa, Arthropoda, Insecta, Hemiptera, Pentatomidae.